Molecule: messenger RNA, 753 nt
Organism: Nicotiana attenuata
Lineage: Eukaryota; Viridiplantae; Streptophyta; Magnoliopsida; Solanales; Solanaceae
Exons: 2
Coding region: 1-753 (250 amino acids)
Source: RefSeq, a predicted model, not a curated record
AUGGCUCCUUCCAAUGAUGAACAAACACCUUUGUGCUCUUCUACUUCUGCAAAUUUUGCUGUCAUGGAUUCAUCUAAUCCUUACUAUCUUCACCCCUCUGAUUCACCAGGAAUGGUGUUAGUAAAUACACUUUUUGAUGGCAAGGGAUAUGCUGGAUGGAGUAGGGUCAUAGUGAUUGCCCUUUCAGCCAAGAAUAAACUUGGUUUUAUUGAUGGUUCUUUUCCAGAACCUGCUGCAGAUUCAGCUCAUCGAAAACUGCAAAAAGAAAUCUGGAAAGAUUUAGCUACCAGAUUUGGACAGUGCAAUGGUGCACAGCUAUACCAACUUCAAAAAGAGUUAUCAAAUGCAGUCCAGGGUGCUUCAGACAUAGCAGGUUAUUUCACAAAGGUUAAGAAGGUCUGGGAUGAACUUGAUGCUUUAAACACUUUUGAUCACUGUACCUGUAAGUGUAUCUGUGAUGGUAAGUUAAAAACCAUGAAAUCACAUCAGGAUGGAAGGCUUAUACAGUUUCUUAUGGGGCUCAAUGAAGCUUACUCAGGUGUAAAGAGCAGCAUCUUAAUGAUGGAUCCCUUGCCCUCAGUCCAUCAUGCCUACUCUUUGCUCAUUCAAGAUGAAAAACAACGAGAAGUGCAUGUGACAUCGCAUCCCACUCAAGCAGCUUUCAUGGUGUCCAACCAUAAGUUCACUGGAGGACAGAAGUCUACAAACACACAAAAAUUCAAUGGAGGAUUCAGAAUAAAUUCUGAGAAAUAG